Messenger RNA from Psylliodes chrysocephalus, 1090 nucleotides. Lineage: Eukaryota; Metazoa; Arthropoda; Insecta; Coleoptera; Chrysomelidae. The record is from the annotation of a GenBank genome assembly.
AUUUUAGUAUAUAUAAUUGGCAUAAAAGAGACAACGUAUCAUUCAUUUUGUUGUUCUAUCUAGAAAAAUCAAAAUGAAAUUAUUCAUUGUCUUCGCUGCAGCUCUUUUGGUAGUUACUGCCCUUCCGGCCCAACAACACUGGAUAUCUUUCAAGGCCAAACAUGGGAAAUCGUACGCUACUCUAGAAGAAGAAAAAGUCCGUUUCCAAAUUUUCCAAGACAACGUACUAAAAGUAAAUACGCACAAUGCCCGCUAUGAAGCCGGACUUGAGACCUACACCAUGGCAGUCAACAAAUUCGCUGAUUUGACACAAGAAGAAUUUGGAGCAAUGCUCAGACGCAUUAACGGUCCAAUUCCCAAAAAGAACUUGACUCCUCAUGUUCAGAGCGUUCCUGUUCCAGAAGCUAUCGACUGGAGAGAAAGGAAUGCUGUUUCUGCAGUCAAGGACCAAGGAGAUUGCGGAUCCUGCUGGGCUUUCAGUACCACUGGUGUAUUAGAAGGACAGAACGCGAUUAAAAACAACAUAACAGUGCCACUCAGUGUACAACAAUUGAUUGACUGUGACAAAGAGUUGAAUCAAGGUUGUAACGGUGGUGACAUGGUGCCCGCUAUUAAAUACGUCAUUAAACACGGUCUUAACAGCGAAACUGAAUACCCAUACAAAGCUAAAGAUGGAAAAUGCAGAGCCAAAAGCGAUUCUGUCGUUCAAGUUAAGGAUGUCGUACAUUUUCAAGGCGAAUCUGCCCUUAGGGAUACUGUUGGUACCGUUGGACCGGUCUCCAUAGGCAUAUACGGUGAUCCCUUGCAAUUAUACGAGCGUGGUAUCUAUGAUAGAUUCGUUUGCUUCAACUCUUCUGAUUUAUUGGACCAUGCUGUUCUGGUUGUAGGAUACGAUACCGUGAACAGCAUACCAUACUGGAUCAUUAAAAACUCAUGGGGUACUGACUGGGGUGUUAACGGUUUCAUGAAGAUGGUUAGAGGUGAAUGGAUGUGCGGUAUCGGCCUUGACAGUACAUACCCAAUCUUGGCUUGAUUUAUUGAAUAAAUUUUAAUAAUUUUGUAAACUAUAAAAUCUUUUGAUAAAUAUAUA